Molecule: messenger RNA, 726 nt
Organism: Drepanopeziza brunnea f. sp. 'multigermtubi' MB_m1
Lineage: Eukaryota; Fungi; Ascomycota; Leotiomycetes; Helotiales; Drepanopezizaceae
Biological process (GO): vesicle-mediated transport
Molecular function (GO): GTP binding; GTPase activity
Source: RefSeq, a predicted model, not a curated record
AUGGCGGAAGCAACGGCCCCGAAGCCUAGCAGCAGCGUGAAGCUGGUCCUUCUAGGCGAAGCAGCUGUAGGAAAGUCUUCGCUGGUACUGCGCUUUGUGAACAACGAUUUCCAGGAGAACAAGGAACCAACAAUCGGAGCUGCCUUCCUCACACAAAAAUGCAAUCUUCCCACGAGAACGAUCAAAUUCGAGAUCUGGGAUACCGCGGGACAAGAACGCUUCGCAUCUCUCGCUCCGAUGUACUACCGAAACGCCCAAUCUGCUCUCGUGGUCUACGAUCUCACAAAGCCGACGUCGCUCAUCAAGGCAAAGCACUGGGUUGCCGAGCUCCAGAGACAGGCAUCGCCGGGAAUCGUUAUCGCCCUUGUCGGAAACAAGCUGGAUUUGACGACUGAGACGAGCAGCACGGGCAACAACCUGUCCGAAGACGGAGAGGGGGCCGAUGGCGAGGACGCUGAUGGAGAUGCUAGAAUGGUGCCGACCGCCGAGGCGAAGUCAUAUGCAGAGGAGGAGGGGCUGCUGUUCUUCGAGACGAGUGCUAAGCUAGGCACCAACGUCACUGAGGUUUUUACCGCAAUCGCGAAUGCUAUCCCGGAAACGUCGUUGAAGGGAGCUCGGGGAACAGGAGGAGCCGCGCAGGCGGGUGCAGGACGGACGGAGGAUCAGUCCAGAGUCAAGCUGACAGGACCGAGAGAUACUGCUUCGAAGGAGGGUUGCGCUUGUUGA